Molecule: messenger RNA, 1572 nt
Organism: Bipolaris zeicola 26-R-13
Lineage: Eukaryota; Fungi; Ascomycota; Dothideomycetes; Pleosporales; Pleosporaceae
Exons: 2
Coding region: 1-1572 (523 amino acids)
Molecular function (GO): protein binding
Source: RefSeq, a predicted model, not a curated record
AUGGACGCCUCACCCAGCAAAGUGCUGGCACAGUCUCCCUUGCAGUCGACUGAAUUGCAGCCGGAGCGGGUGAGAAAGGCCACACCGACUCUUCUUCCGGCCUUCGGCGAGGAUGGACCCUUCUCCUCAUCACCCUUCCCACGCCCAUCGCCCACCAAACGCAAGUUUGACCAGGACUCGCCAACCUUCCCCAAGCAGCUCAAGUACUACCCAACUCCACAGCCUACGUCGUCAACCAACAUCAUUUCGUCUUCGCCCCGCCAUGCCCGGCCGGGCCUGGAACGCACCUUCUCGGCUCUCUCCGAGCGGACCCCUCUUGGUGCUGUACCCACUGUAGACCUUCCAGCAGAUGGCGAAAUCCUGCGUAUGGGCCGCAGCUCAAACACAUCCGACUACCAACUUUCUACCAACCGCCUCAUCUCGCGUGUCCACGUGCAGGCCGCCUACCACGCGCCAAGCACACUAUACCCGCAGGGCUACAUCGAGGUCGAGUGCCUGGGUUGGAAUGGAGCAAAGAUUCACUGCAAGGGCCGCAUCUUUGAGCUGAGCAAGGGAGACACAUACAUGUCGGAGAACCCAGAGACGGCGAUUAUGUUGGAUGUACAGGACACCCGUGUCAUGAUCGCUUGGCCGUCUGUCCCCGCUUCUAAAAUGUCGUGGGAAUCGGAAGAAGAGGGCAUGCCCACUCCCACCCGUCGUCGUGCUCCCGAAAACUUCAACUCCAGCCCUCCUCUAGCUCCACGUUCGCCUGUAUCGCAGAGCCCUAUCCGUCGUCCCAACUUUGCCGCCAUCGGCACUAACAGCCAGCCCGGACAGGUCCAGGUAUUUGAGGAUGUUGAUGUCGGCCAACGUAGCCCUAGUAUCGACACUCCUAAUUCUGCAGACCAAACCUUUAUCCGGCCUUCCCUUCCAAACUCAAAGGCUGGGCGUGAUGCAGACGCUACUGUCGACCUUAAAGCAAAUGUCAAUUACGCUGCCGAUGAGUUUUCGGAUAAUGACGAAGAGAAUGACCCCGUUGUACACUCUUUCGGUCCGUUUGGUCAGAACCUUAUUAGCGGCCUCGAAUCGUUCAACGCAGUCACGCCGUUACAGCCCAGUAACCCACGGAUGCGUGCACCGUUAAUAUCGCCCUCUCCCAAACGUCGCUGUGCAGAGCCCAUCCGCUACAAGGAGUCUCCCAUUAGGAAUCACGUCAUCAAUCAGUUGGCAUUCUCUCGUAUUCAUUCUCAGCCUUUGUCCGCCAUUCACAGCAACCUUCCAGCCGAGUUGAAGGCUUGUAUCACAAAGAAUACUGAAGACAAGGACACAGAAGGUGGUGUAGUAACACCUCUACCUCAGCUAACGGCACAAGAUCUGAAGAAGAUCUUGGAUGAUACCCCCUGCGUCGGUGAAAUUCCUCGCGCUGGAAAGGACGCUGCCGGUCAGCCCCUCGAAAAUGAAUUCUACUACGUUCCCGAGAUGGAUACCAACCAGAUGAGGCGAGAAACUAUUACCGCCGGCACACGUAGCACUGGUCUACGAUCUGUCAGAAAGACACACAAGCAAUACUACUGGAAAAAGCCUCGCGCCUAA